Exophiala bonariae is the source of this 744-nucleotide messenger RNA. RefSeq lists its product as uncharacterized. NCBI's taxonomy places the organism in Eukaryota, Fungi, Ascomycota, Eurotiomycetes, Chaetothyriales, Herpotrichiellaceae. The transcript has a single exon. Bases 1 to 744 code for a protein of 247 amino acids. The record is from RefSeq and is a predicted model, not a curated record.
AUGCAUUACUCAACCAUCGCACUCACUCUUCUCGCCUCCACCGGUGUCCUGGCAGCCCCAUUGGCCAGUGUCGCCGAUACUUCGGUCAAAGUUCUUCUUUCCAGCAGCACGGAUGACUCCACCAGCACUUCAGUGGAGUUCUCCUCAGUCACAUCUGCCAAAACGGCGAGUCUUGCCGACCUUUACUCCAAUUUCGCAUUCGACACCGUUGCCCUAACAGUCGGCAAGGACGCCGCGAAACAAGAUCUUCGCUGCAAGGUCGUCGACUUCGCCGGCAACGACAUCCCCAUCUCCCGUGGCACCAACAUAGACGUAGCCUUCAGCGACGCUGGCAAAGGUGCCUGGACAUUCCUGACACCAUCCGAAGUUGGCGCUAUCGUUUGCGACCCAACAUUCGAGAAGAUCACCCCGGAGGCUCUCGCUGAUGGCUCUUCUCUCCGUGUCGUUCUCUCCAAUCAACAAACCGAGACCGGAUCCCAAACCGCUCUCUCUUCAGGUAUGAGGGAAGAGGCAGCCCCCAUUGGCUCCAGCGGUCCCUUCGAGACCGUUGAGCUCCGCGUCGGCAAGUUCGUCCAGAAGAAAGACUACCGCUGCCAAAUCCUCGACAUGACUGGCUUCCCCAUCGACCUUACCCGUGGCACUUCCGGAUCAAACACCUUUUCAGAUGCUGGCAAGGGAGAAUGGACCUUGAAUACCGUCGCCGAGGUCAGCACCAUCAUCUGCGAUCCUACCUUUGCCAAGUAA